Molecule: messenger RNA, 4136 nt
Organism: Anarrhichthys ocellatus (wolf-eel)
Lineage: Eukaryota; Metazoa; Chordata; Actinopteri; Perciformes; Anarhichadidae
Gene: smurf2
Product: SMAD specific E3 ubiquitin protein ligase 2
Exons: 8
Biological process (GO): negative regulation of BMP signaling pathway; proteasome-mediated ubiquitin-dependent protein catabolic process; protein ubiquitination
Cellular component (GO): cytoplasm
Molecular function (GO): ubiquitin protein ligase activity; SMAD binding
Source: RefSeq, a predicted model, not a curated record
CCUCAGUGUGUUUACUGCUCGUACAGUCAGCGGAGCACAGAGACAGAACGCUCCCUCUCUGAAAGCUGUAUUUUGAGUUUCCUGGCGUUCCUCUUGUUGUUUUUGUGCAAGUACUUGCUUACUUUUUUUUCCUCACUAGUAAGCUUGUGUGUGUUUGGUAUUGGCACAUAUAAAGAGUUACAAUCUUCUUUCUUUCAUCCUGUCCCUGUGUGUCUUUCUCUUGGCCCGUUUCUCCCUCUCCUCUCCUCUCCUCUCACUUCUUUCCCAUGCCGCUCUUUUCUGCCUCUCCCUGCCUCUGCCAGUCGUCAGAACCAGUUGAAGGAUCAGGCCCAGCAGGCUCUGGUGUCCCCCGCUCACCUCCCAGAGGAGGCCGAGUGCCUCACGGUGCCCAAGUACAAGAGGGACCUUGUUCAGAAGCUCAAGAUCCUCCGCCAGGAGCUGUCCCAGCAGCAGCCUCAGGCUGGCCACUGCCGCAUCGAGGUGUCCCGCGAGGAGAUCUUCGAGGAGUCGUAUCGCCAGGUGAUGAAGAUGAGGCCGAAGGACCUGUGGAAACGGCUCAUGGUGAAGUUCAGAGGGGAGGAGGGGCUCGAUUACGGAGGAGUGGCCAGGGAGUGGCUCUACCUGCUGUCGCACGAGAUGCUGAACCCGUACUACGGCCUGUUCCAGUACUCCCGCGAUGACAUCUACACGCUGCAGAUAAACCCCGACUCUGCCGUCAACCCUGAGCACUUGUCAUACUUUCACUUUGUUGGCCGUAUCAUGGGGAUGGCGGUGUUCCACGGCCACUACAUCGACGGAGGCUUUACUCUGCCCUUCUACAAACAGCUGCUGGGUAAACCCAUCACCCUGGACGACAUGGAGUCUGUUGACCCUGACCUGCACAACAGCCUCGUGUGGAUCCUGGACAAUGACAUCACAGGUGUGCUGGACCACACCUUCUGCGUGGAGCACAAUGCCUACGGAGAGAUCAUCCAGCAUGAGCUCAAGCCCAACGGCAAGAGCAUCCCCGUCAGCCAGGACACCAAGAAAGAGUACGUGCGGCUCUACGUCAACUGGCGCUUUCUGCGAGGCAUAGAGGCCCAAUUCCUGGCUCUGCAGAAGGGCUUCAAUGAGGUCAUCCCCCAACACCUGCUCAAGGCUUUCGAUGAGAAGGAGCUAGAGCUGAUUGUAUGCGGCCUGGGUAAAAUCGACAUCAACGACUGGAAGUCCAACACGCGGCUCAAGCACUGCACCCCAGAGAGCAACAACGUCAAAUGGUUCUGGAAAGCUGUGGAGUCCUUCGACGAGGAGCGCAGAGCCCGGCUGCUGCAGUUCGUCACCGGCUCCUCCAGAGUUCCCCUGCAAGGCUUCAAGGCCCUCCAAGGUGCUGCUGGCCCUCGACUCUUUACCAUCCACCAGAUUGAUGCCAGCACCAACAACCUGCCCAAAGCCCACACCUGUUUUAACCGGAUCGACAUUCCUCCCUACGAGCAGUACGACAAACUGUACGACAAGUUGCUCACUGCCAUCGAGGAGACGUGCGGCUUCGCUGUAGAGUGAGUCCCGGCAGAGCUCAAGUAACGACCAGAAGCAACAUGAAUUGGCCAUGACGAGCCCCCUGAAAAUCAAUCCACUCCGACAGACGGGGGGGGGGGGGGCCUUCCACAGUUGCUUCACCCAGGGGGACGCCCAUACUUCCCGGGGACAUGUGGCCCAAGCUAAGGGAGGGUGGGCAGAGAGGACCAGAAAAUGUCACCGGACUCUGGUUUUCCUUUUGAGACCCUCCAGCCCUCCUUCACAUCUUCUUUUAUUAUUGAAAAGGAUCUCUUCAGCUGCUAAUAACUCAGACUAUUUACUAACCCGUGGAACUUGCAAAGUCGCUGGCUCUUCCCUUUUUUUUUAAAAUCCAAGUUCAUUUUAGCAUUUAAAAAAUAAAAGAUAGACUGUAUUCCAUGUAGCAAUGCUCCACCUUACCAAGCAGAACACACGGUCGGUGCACUCUGAAACGACAUGAACAAGACUGGUUUGUUUGCUGGAGCACAGGGUCAUUAAAGGUUCCCUCCACCACUUGAAAACACUAAACUUUGAAUCUGACUCGUGCUGUUUGGUGCCUCAGAGUGUUCACGUUGGGGCUAUUGGUAAACGCCCAAGGCUGGAAAACAGGGAUGUGUGCGGAUGACGAGGCAAAGACUAGAGGCUGAAUUAGCCCGAGCCCGACUGUUUACAACCCUCUCCAAAGACGGCAGCGGGGACCUCUGCCCCCGAGUCGCUGCCCAACACGUAGCGCUUCGUUUCCCACAAACCUAUUUCGCACGUUUGACGGCUAGUUUUGUUUAAAAAAAAAGAAGAAAAAUGGGUGAAUACAUGAAUGAAUACCUUGAAAUGUGUUAUUUUUAUAUAACAAGCGGGGGAAUUGAAAAAGAAACAAUACGAUUCUAUAUAAUAUAUAUAAUUUAUUGCUGUUAUAUUCCCCUAUCCAUUGUUUAAGAAAAAAAACAAGAUCUUUUAAAUGUUACGUUUUGCUGUUUAAAUUAUAGAAGACAAUUUGUGAAGACCGAACUAAGCUCGACUGAUUUUUACUUAAGAAUGCUGUGGUUUUAUUUCUCGACACAACCUCUCACACACUGUGCAAAGGAGAGGUGCGUCUUUAAAGGGCAAACACACCUUCAACACACAGUGUCCUCUGAGUGCCGUGAUCAUUUCAGAAUGAAAGAAUCUUUGCUGAUAUCGAGCGAACCCUUUAAAUUCUACUGAUUUCAUUCUGGAGCUACACGUGGUGAGAUGUUCCCCGACUGUUACAGCUUUUUUUUUUUAACACUUUGUCAUUUGUAGCUGGGCUAUAUUAAUGUCACUAGCAUGAAACCUCCCAUCCUUUUUCUAACGGCAUUCUGUUUCAGAAGAGUCCAAAGCUCCAUCGUCGUCUAUUUCAUGCUGCCUCCACUUUGUCGUUGUUCUUGGAAAAAAGAAAAAAUAACCUCUACUACCUUCUCGCCAUGUGGUGCUAAACAGCAUUAACUUUUGUCUGAUAUUGGCAACCUUACUCAUCGACGUACUACUGCUUAAAGUGCACACUGCGCUUCUCGUGCUCACACCCGUUUGUGGCCGCAUACCAUUCCCUAGCAAUCAAGAGCUCCAGCUGGCCACAUCCUCAGGAGACGUCGCAUGUCAGUUUGAAAUGUCCUUCGAUUCGACGACCGACGAGGAACUAAUUCUGACCAUUUGUCUUUCCUGAAUGUUAAAAAAAAAAAAGUCGUAGUUUUAAAUUGUUUUUUGCCCACAGCCGACCAUUAACACACAGUAACCGGUGCAUGAGUCCAUGUGUGCUUUUCUGAAUGAGAUGGAUCCUGUUUAGGCCUGCUACACAGUCCCAUCAGUGAUGUUUCUAUUUAGAGAGAGGGGGGGGGGGGUUGUUUUCUACGAUUUACAAAUGAAAUUCUUGAAUGAUUUCAAAAAAAAAAAAAUGCUGUCUGUCUAGCAAUCUCUAUGACCGUGGACUGUUCUUUUAAAUUUGCAUACACUUAAAGGAAAGAAAAAAGAAACUGUUCAUUGUCAUUUCUUUUGUAUGUGGACAAGUGUAUGCAAAGGAAGGUGUCCUCAGAUGGUGCUUUGUACAGUCAUAAGAUAUUGUUCAUGUAUGUGGAUCAGACGACCUGUAAUUUAUCUUUAACUUAAGUGGGAAAAAUGAAAAGAGGAAUUGCACACGAACAGAAUGAGGUUGCCAUGUGUAUUUAACAGUGACUUUUUUUUUUUUUUUUUUAAGCAGAUAUUCAUUCGCCUUUUAAGUCCAGUGCACAAGUUGAUGGCCCUACUGUCUGUUCCUACACUACACCGCUCUGCAUCGCCCCGUAGCUGCCGCUCAUCAAACAACUUGUUGUUAAACUAGUGACAGUUGAGAGAUGCUGCUCUUGUUUUGUUUUUGUUUUAAUCGCAUGAUCCACUAGCAGGACUAUAUCUCUCAUAGCUGACUGAUACAAUUUGAUGUAUGUUAACACUAUCAUUUUGUAGAGUAUUUUAUUUUUGUGUGUAAUUAGUUCUAAUUAAACUUGCCUUUGUCUAACAAUGUAAGGCCUUGUACAAAUAUAUGUCCUGUGCUUUUGCACCUCUUUGAUUGGCUGUUUCAAAUGUCAUAAAAGCUUCUUUUUCUUUUAGUGCUUCAA